GUUAUUGUUAUCUCGUAUAUGAAGAUGAGGCAUGUGUUCUGGAACUUCUGAGGAACUCUUUCAGAACUCGUAGGAUAGAUAGUGACUUCUACAGAAUUCCAUUAUACAACUUUCCGUUCAGAUAUGCGAAGGUUGUACCUUGGAGCAUAGAAGACACCAACUACUGCGGGCCAACUGGUAGUUCUGCCAAUAUGCAGUAUGCCAUAUAUGUUGGACAGCUUCAUGGUUUGAUGACAGCGAAAGGGCUUGCCAACAUCAUGGAUGACCUGUUCGGAAAUGUUGUUUCCGCUACCCUCCACACUGAUCAAUAUAAAUAUCCUACUGGUUCUGCGAGAGUAAUUUUCUCCAGUAGUGAGAGUUAUUUGAAAGCUAUCAUCACACAAUCGAUAACCAUUCACACCUCAAAAUUCACCAAAACUAUUCAAGUUCAUCCGUAUCUGGGGAAUACUCUUUGUAAUGUAUGUUUAAAGUCUCCUGGAAUAUAUUUUUGCAGAGCACUUCAAUGUUUCAAAUAUUUCUGUCUUAGUUGUUGGAAUGGAUUUCAUCAAAAUGUAACUGAAAAUUUCAGCGAACACAAACCGUUGAAGCGUUAACUGGGGGUAGAUUCCUGUGGUAACCAGUCAACGAAACCAGCGGCCAAACAAUGAACAAGUCGUGAAGACAUUGAGAAACUUCGUUUACUUUUUUAAUUUUGUUGCAAGAAGCAACAAACUGUACUGCUUACUUCUUACGCCUUGUGUUCAAUCCGCUUUCGUUAAUCUACCCUCACUUUGCUGGUUCACUCUUUUGUAUAUAUUUAAGGGAAUGUUUUGACCAAUGUGGAAAAUACAUUUUCAAUUGAUCCUCUUCUUUCCUCUUUUUAUUCGACUGUUCCUUCACGUCAAUUAUAUCACACAUAGAAUUGAUUAUUGUCUUACAUCGGGAGGUGUUCAGCACAUCUCAUAUUGACAUUUCAAUAAGAUGAAGAGUUUUUGGUGGGAUACCGGCAGUUAUUCUCUACUAUUUGUCUCUCUGUCGAUAUCGCACUUGCUCUCCCUUCUUUCCUGUCAGUAAGGAGCUGCACACAAAUUAAGCGUCUAAGGACUCGUCAAUGUAAGACAACAAACACGUCUGUGGGUGUUAGGCGACGAGUUGACUUUGUGAAUCUAUAUACAUGUAUCAAGGUGAAUAGAAACUGUUGCUGGGUAGUUUGCAGCAGCUGAUGAGGUGAGAAUCUGUGAAGUAGAAUGAUGAUAUCGUUUAUUUCAAUUUGUUUCCAUGCUCAU
This is a messenger RNA of Trichobilharzia regenti, 1265 nucleotides long. NCBI's taxonomy places the organism in Eukaryota, Metazoa, Platyhelminthes, Trematoda, Strigeidida, Schistosomatidae. The record is from the annotation of a GenBank genome assembly.